AGUCCCUCGGUGGCACCCGUACAUUAACGUUAAAGUCAGACGUGUAUCUAACGCCUAUGAGCGUCAAAAUCCGGAAGUUUCCAACCAAACAGCAGCAACAUGAACGAGUCCUAUGAGCUAUCGCUUGAUCGCGACUUGUUUGUCUGAGACAAUUUACUAAUGAAUUUGAAAGAGAAUGUCAACCAACUCAACGUUAUCCUUUGGAAAUCAUCAACAAUAUCCGGUGAUGGAUAGUGAGACAGGCGUCAUGUCUAUCGACCAUGGAGGAGAGUGGGACAUUUUGUUUGAUGAGUGGAACAACUGGAGAUCAAUGGGGCUUCGGCCCUGGAGCUGCCGGUCAGGCCAGUGAGCUGGACUUUGAUAUCGACAUACCACCGUGGAAUGAAGUGGACACAAGCAGCACCUGCACAGAUGGUGAGGUGAGCCUGGACUCUCUGUCACCUGCUCACACUCUGAGCUCUGUCCCCUCUCCUACUUCUGUGGAAGCCCUGUCCCCAUACUUCUUACAAGAUGAGGCCCUGUCUCCACAAUCACAGUCCUCUUCUGUUUCAGUCUGCUCAGAGUCGAGUGGAUUUUCUGUAAUCUCUCCUCCAGCUAAGAAAGCUCCAAAGAGGACCAGCCAGACCGCCCGAGCCAGACAAGCCCAGCCAAUCAAAAGGCCGAUUCAGAUUGGCCAGAGGGUCUCCAUCCAACCGAAACCGCUGAUUACAGCUGUGCCCCUGGCUCAUGCAUCAGCUCCCCUGCAGGCCAAGACAAUCAUCAUCCAGCCCCUGCAGACUGCUGUACUGCCUGUGGUCAAACAAGCACCUAUCAACAUCCAACCAGCACCCCCUCCAGGACAUACCAUAGUGCUGUCGCAGCCAAGCCAGGUGCUACAGAUCCAGACAACACGGGCUGUCACUACCAAUGUGGUCACAAUGCCAACGCUCAGCCAGGACAGGCACGUUCCUGUCGCUGCUCCUGCCACGCUUCGAACCCCUUCCUCAGAUGAUGAAUCCAAGUUGGGACAGAGGCAGCAGCGCAUGAUAAAGAACCGCGAGUCGGCAUCCCUGUCUCGGAAAAAGAAGAAAGAUUAUCUGCUCUCGCUGGAAGCUCGCCUGAAAGUGGCGUUGUCUGAGAAUGAGGAGCUUAAGAGUGAGAAUGGCACGCUCAAGAAACAGCUGGAGGGCCUGCUAAGUGAGAACACAGUCCUGAAGGUAACGGCCCCCAAGAGGAGAGCUGUGUGCCUCAUGGUGGUGUUGGUGUUUGUCAUGCUUAACAUUGGACCAAUGAGCCUUUUUCAGGGGGCCCGGGCUCCAGCCUCCAUCCCGGUGGAAAACACCUUUGGUUUCUCCCCAAGGCGAAACGAAUUUCUGCGUUGCAGCUCUGAGGAUAAAGCCCUGAUGGUGGUGAAGGAUCCCAUCUUCCUCCGACCACCUCCCCCCUGCCAGCCUCCUGUUAACAGGACCAAGUGCAUAGAGUUGGCCCAUGAGUUGAGGGGCUGGGUCCACCGUCAUGAAGUGCAGCAGACCAAAUCCAGGCGCAUGAGUAACAGCAAUCACAAACCAACCAGGACUAUUCUGAAAACAGAGAAUAAGGAGGCUGACGGUGCCCAGAUUGUGACGGUCCAAUACACCGAAACUACUGAGGAAAAGAAUCCCGGCAAUAAACUGCAGAUACUACCACCUAAAUCACACCCUACGGGGGACUUCUUUGAUGAGAUAAAUUUCUUCGUGGAUCAUCUUCUACUUCCUGCCACCAACCACAACAAAGGAAGUCGACCCAAGAUGUCUCUGGUAUUGCCAGCCAUGAACAUAAACGACAGCAUCAUAAGGGACAAAGACUACGAGGUAAUGAUGCAGAUUGACUGUGAAGUAACGGACACCAGGAUCCUCCAUAUCAGAUCUUCCACCAUCCCGCCUUUGCUCCGGGUCAACCGCACAGGCACGUUUUAUCAGCACUCAUCGACAGACAGCCAGGCUGCGCCUCCUGUCGGGGUGCUAAUGGGCUCUGCUUAAGAUCAUCCAACAGUUAUUAUGAGAACUCCUUAACUAAACCCAAGAAGACAAACCGAAGAUAAUACCUCAGGUAACACUCUUUUGGUGGGAUAAAGUAUAUUUUAAAUCUCCCACUGACUUUUAUUUAAAUUUGAAUUAAAUGCAAAGGUGGCUCAAAUUGACGGUGCAAUUUUUCGUUAGAACUGGUAGCUGAAGUAGUCUGUAAAAGGCUCCGAGCAGACGCUAGCUCCUUGUGUGGCAAAACUGACUUCUCUCUGUAACCCCAGAUGCCCCACAUAAGAGUAAUUGCUUAACGGCAGGGGGCUGAGCAUUGAACCUUGAGUCACCCCGUCAUAACACAAAUACUUUUACCCCGUAGCAGCUCUUCUCAUGUCUGCGCUUUCUUUUUGGGUUCUUAAUUUCGGGAGCAAGCUGCAAAGCCACAAGAGAAAACUGAAAAUGAUUAUACACCCGAGAUUGGUAUCACUGGAAAGGCAUUUGUGAUAUUAAUGUGUAGACAACGUGUUCUGUGUUUGUAUCAGAGCUACAAAAUGGAGUAGCUGUCUCUUACUCAUUUGUAGUCUGUUUGCCCCUCUAAAUAAAGCACAUUGUGAGAACAGUGAAACAGUAAGAGAUGCCAGAUGAUUAAAAGUAAGAAUAGGGCAUUCAGUAAACUCAGGAAGUCAGGGGAUCUGUGAAAGCUAGGAGGCUAACCACUAUGUUGUUGGCUGGUUUCAAUUAAUUUAAGGAUUUCAUUUGGUUUGUUUUUAGCAUUGUGUUGCUGAAGAAUUAGAAUUUUUCCUCAUGUCUAAUUAUUAUGCAUGCAUUUUGGGAACUUUUUAUUGUAAUCCACUCCCAAAAACCGAAUUACAUAUUGUAUAUGAAAUAACAAAUGGAUUGGAAGGAAAAAUACAGUAAAUGUUAGAACUAGGAGAUUUUCAAUGGGUGGACAACCUGAGAUUUUAUCUUCAUCAGAUUUGACACCCACCUUAAAACAGCCUAUGUUUGACAUAAAACCACUGGUGAAAUAAGCAAGUCCUGACUUCUCCGUCCGUGGGCUAAAUUGCACUUUUAUUUUAUGCCCAUAUUGGUUUAAAACUGUUUGAUGGAGUUGCAUUAUCUGAGUUUUUUUGCACUAUAAGUGCAGAACCUGGGAAGAUAUGGCUUUAAAUUCCUCAUAUUAUUGUUUAAGUUAAAUUGAUAAUAAAUGAAUGAUACAUCAUCAGAAUUAGUAUCUUUUUGUAUAUGUUGAUAAAGCAACAUACCUUACUUGUACCUGAAAGUGCAUUUAUUUUAGCCAAUAUAUGAUUGUACAGAUGAUUAUGUUUUAGCUCAACCGAUGCCCAUAAAAACAUGCCCUUUACUUGUUUUCUUAAGCCAGGCCGUCUGUGUGUGUAAUUGUUUGCCCUCUUUGGUUUAAAAAAUGUAUUUGAUUCACCGCAUUGUUUUUACUGCAUUUAAACAGUACUUAGGUUCCACGCAAGACUACAGUUUAAAAACUUGAGUUUUUUGUUGUUGUAUUCUAUUAUGUGCAUAAACACUGGAUUUUACUAUACAUUUGUGUGUCUCCUUUGUGUUGCCAGGGGAAAUUGUAUGACUGUAUUGUUAGAUUCUUUAACAAGUACAAUAAAUUGACUGUUUUGAGUUUUUCUUCCACAAUAACUCAAUUUACAUCCAGUAACAGUAAAUUAAAAGCUUGCACAAUAA
Molecule: messenger RNA, 3683 nt
Organism: Etheostoma spectabile (orangethroat darter)
Lineage: Eukaryota; Metazoa; Chordata; Actinopteri; Perciformes; Percidae
Gene: atf6
Product: activating transcription factor 6
Biological process (GO): regulation of transcription by RNA polymerase II; endoplasmic reticulum unfolded protein response
Cellular component (GO): nucleus
Molecular function (GO): RNA polymerase II cis-regulatory region sequence-specific DNA binding; DNA-binding transcription factor activity, RNA polymerase II-specific
Source: RefSeq, a predicted model, not a curated record